Botrytis cinerea B05.10 is the source of this 1983-nucleotide messenger RNA. RefSeq lists its product as hypothetical. The transcript has 3 exons. The coding region runs from base 283 to 1668 and encodes 461 amino acids. The record is from RefSeq and is a predicted model, not a curated record. Lineage: Eukaryota; Fungi; Ascomycota; Leotiomycetes; Helotiales; Sclerotiniaceae.
GACUGGCGCAACAGGACUCAUUAUGGAGAAGGCAAAGAUCUCGAGGACAGUACGUACAGGCAAUUGCAAACGAGAUGUAGCCUGGUAGCUCAUAAAGUGGAUGAAACGAAAAUCACGUGUGAUUCUCUAUCCCCAGCCACACCUCACCCUGGAUUCCGAUUUGGCAGUGAUACAGUUAUUGAUCAAACCAUCAAAAACCAUCAACAGCGGUAACUUUCCAAGAAGCAAUUACAACCCUUACAACCAAAUCAAGUUAUUGUCACAACCUUCCCAUUCAUCAAAAUGACAAUCCGGCCUCCAUUCGGCCAUCGCAUGCGUGACACCCAUUUCCAAUUCUCUCCCAGCUACACACCUCUAAACCACGGCUCCUUUGGCGCGUACCCACGUCCUAUCCAACAAGCUCAAGAUGCAUUUCAGAAGCAAUGUACUGAAAGACCGGAUACAUUCUACGUCUAUGAUCUCCCGGAACUUGUUGAUAAAUCACGAGAAGCCGUUGCGCCUCUUCUAGGUGCUGAUCCCAAGGAAGUGGUUCUGAUCCCGAAUGCAACGACAGGGGUAAACACUGUGCUGAGAAAUUUAAAAUGGGAAGAAGGAGAUAUGAUCGUUUAUUUCAGCACAAUAUAUGAUGCGUGUGAGAAGACAAUUGAAAGUGUAAGAGAGAUGUUAGGAGUAGAAGUAGCGACGUACUGUCAGGUAUUGGAGUUUCCGAUUAAUGAGGAGAGUCAAUUAGGAGAGUUCAAGGAAUUUGUAGAGUUGGUACAAACGAUGGGUACAAAAGUUAAGUUGGCUAUAUUUGAUACGGUCCUGACAUUCCCCGGUGUUCGCAUGCCUUGGGAGAAGCUAGUACGGAUAUGUAAAGAACUAGGUGUCUUGAGUUUAAUUGAUGGUGCUCACGGUAUCGGACACAUCGAUCUCACACACCUUGGUUCAGUCAGUCCCGACUUCUUCGUCAGUAAUUGUCACAAAUGGCUAUAUACCCCUCGCUCGUGUGCAGUUUUCUAUGUACCCCUUCGCAACCAAAAUCUCAUCCGCACUUCCCUUCCUACAUCUCACGGCUACCGCAAAAGCUCCGAGAAUGACACUCUGGAAGAUAUCAAUAACUAUUUCGUCUCAAUGUUUAACUUUGUCGCAACUAUUGACUACACACCAUAUCUAUGCAUUCCCGCAGCAAUAUCCUUCCGUAAUACCGUUUGCGGCGGCGAAGCAUCGAUUCGUCAAUAUUGUUUUGAUCUCGCUAAAAUCGGCGGUAAUCUGUGCGCUUCAACCCUGAAUACGCAUACUCUUCCCAUCUUGUACGGAAGAGAAACAAGUUUUACUAAUAUCAAGCUACCAAUACCCUUUUGGCAUGAUAGCAGCGACAAGCCUCAUGUAACAUCCGAGCCGACAGCAUUCAAACCCGCUGAUGCAGAAAAAAUCAAAGUAUGGCUCAACAAAACCGCAGUCAAAGAAUUUGAUACCUAUCUGCAAAUUGGAUGGCAUGCGAAUGUACUCUGGGUCAGGUUGAGCGCGCAGAUAUAUCUUGAAUUGAGAGAUUUCGAGUGGGUAGGGGAGAAGUUAAAGGGAUUAUGUGAGAGAGUUAAUGAGGGAGAAGUGGAAGGAACUAAGAGAUUAGAUUUAUCGGAGGUUCCGGAGGCUCAGGAGUUGGGCAUCUGUGGUGGCGCUUUGUAGUGAUUAGCUUGACGAUUGGGCUGUGAAUCAUUCGCCCGGGUGGAUGAAACGAUUGGUAGUUGAUUCUGCCGAUGGAGAAAUCAUGAACCGCAUUUUCUUUUCGCCAAAUGUGAGGGGUAUGGACGAUGAGAUAUCAUCGUGAGAAGAUUAAAUGUGGCGCUUCGCUUUUAUUUCAGCAAGUUUCAUGUGACAUAUGUCGUUAAUGAGAGGGAUUCAAGGACAGGAUUUUUCUAUAUAUUAAUAGAGAGACAACUCUACAUAGACCGUGAUUAACAAUUACAUUCCUACCUUUUUAGUUAAUUGAUCGAGAUAACA